Molecule: messenger RNA, 1160 nt
Organism: Linderina pennispora
Lineage: Eukaryota; Fungi; Kickxellomycota; Kickxellomycetes; Kickxellales; Kickxellaceae
Product: DUF254-domain-containing protein
Exons: 6
Coding region: 75-1160 (361 amino acids)
Biological process (GO): vesicle-mediated transport; protein targeting to vacuole
Cellular component (GO): Mon1-Ccz1 complex; fungal-type vacuole membrane
Source: RefSeq, a predicted model, not a curated record
UUUUGUUUGUAUUUCAUUCUUUGUAUCCUCGUAGAAGCGAAUGCCGCCAAUGGCCAAUGACCUGACUGACACAAAUGCGGACCGCUGCAGUGAAAAAUGAGGAGGACGACGAGCAGCUCGAACUGGCAGCAAUCGAUGCAGACAAGCUAGAAGGACUUUGCAUCGGCACACCGAUUUACACACGAUACGGAGACGAGGCGCAGCUGGCCCCCCUGAUGAGCACGAUCCAGGCAGUGAUAGCGUCGUUUGCAGACAUGAGCGACCCGAUCCGCUCGAUGACAAUGGGCGGGCACACGAUCGUGUUCUACACCAGCGGGCCCCUGUACUUGAUGGCUGUGGCUAGUGUUGAUGAGCCAGCACAGCAGCUGCGCAGCGAACUUGCAGCUCUGACAAAAAUCUUUGAGCAGCGCAGCAACUUUGACCUACGCCAGCUGCUUGGCGGCACAGAGCCCGUGAUCGACCAGCUUGUCGACCGCAUGGCGACCAGCUUUGCGUUUUCGCUGGGCUCGCUUGAUACCUUCCUGCUGGCAGCUCGACCUAAAGGGCUUCUGUAUGCAAUGCUGGUGGCCGAUCUGAAGCUGGUAACACUGAUGCGGCCGCGCAAGCAUAGCUUGCAUCCAUCUGACCUGAUGCUUCUCUUCAAUAUGGCUGCUAACCGGGCAUUCCUGACAGGUGAGCAUUGGACGCCCGUCUGCUUGCCACGGUUCAAUGACCAGGGGUUUCUUCACGUCUACGUGAACUAUGUCACGCCGAAUGCUGCAUUGCUGCUGGUAUCUGCUGACCGCGACAGCUUCCCAGCGAUGUCAGGGUGCUGCGAGGCCAUUGUCGCGGAUCUGUCUUCCGACGGCUCACUGCAGCGGCUUGAGGAUGCGGCUGUCACAGCGUGCAUUGCAUCCCACAAGGCUCUGGUCCAGAAUUUUGGCUCGUGCUUUGAUGACUCUGUGCCAGAACGUGACCAGAUGCGUAUCAUGAGCACAUACAAGCGGACUGAGGCUGCAUAUGACGCGGUUCUGGCCUGGCAGUCGAGCAAGUUUGAGCUGUAUGCGACAGUGUCGCCCACAAUGGAUGUGCGCAUGAUGAUCAGGAUGGUCAACAACGUACUGGAGUGGAUUAGAAACGAGGAGGACCAUUUGUUCAUAGUAAACCCGCCCAGCUACUGA